This is a messenger RNA of Manihot esculenta (cassava), 1547 nucleotides long. Its product is annotated as QWRF motif-containing protein 2. Gene Ontology annotation, cellular component: centrosome; nuclear microtubule; cytoplasm. Gene Ontology annotation, molecular function: microtubule binding. NCBI's taxonomy places the organism in Eukaryota, Viridiplantae, Streptophyta, Magnoliopsida, Malpighiales, Euphorbiaceae. Gene Ontology annotation, biological process: centrosome cycle; spindle assembly. The record is from RefSeq and is a predicted model, not a curated record.
AUGAAGAAGAAAAUGUUGUUGUCCUUAUUAAGAGCUCCAGAAAUAUUCGGAUCGUCACUUAUGAUUUUUGUAAACAAUGAAGCGGCUCAUCCCGUCAAAGAUCGGGAUAGCCAAAAGCAAUUAUCGUCCUGUGUUGGAACUGCCGAGUACUCGCCUACCAACUCUCUCUCUCUCUGUGAAGCGUUUUCACUCCCGAUUAGCAAGGCUAAGGCUGUGACUUCGCCAAAUGUGGGUAGAAAGGCCACUCCAGAGAGGAGGAAAGCGACUCCUGUGAGAGAUCAAGGGGAGAAUUCGAGGCCUCUGGAUCAGCAUAGGUGGCCGGGGAGGAGUAGAGAAGGGAAUUUAGGUUCGGCAGAAAGAAAGCCGAUGUUGUCUAGGAUUUUGGAUUGUAGUGGUGGAGAUAAGAGGAGUCUGGGAUCUGGGUUGAUGAUGGUUAAGUCAUUGCAGCCAUCUGUGAUGGUUGAUGAGAGGAGGUUGAGCUUGGAUUUAGGCAAUGCUAAGCAAAACCCAGAUGCCAAUUCGGUGAUUGAAUAUUCUCUUACUGUUGAUCUCACUGUAUCUGAUAGCGAUAGUGUUUCCUCUGGUAGCACUUCAGGAUUGCAUGAAUUAGGUAGUGGGAUUUCCAAAGGAAAAAAAUGGGCUCGUGGCAUUUUUAUUUCUGCAAGGUUUUGGCAAGAAACAAAUAGCAGGUUGAGGCGCUUGCAGGAUCCAGGUUCACUAUUACCAACUAGUCCUAAUUCCAGAAUGAGCAUUUCAUCUAAAACCAGUCAAUCAAAAAGAUUUGGUGUUGAUGGUACAGUGACAUCUCCCAGAACUAUUGCUUCUUCAACUAUUAGGGGAGCCACGUGGCCUGCCUCGCCUACUAAGCUUUGGACACCUACGGCUUCCUCUCCAUCACGAGGGAUUUCUAGUCCUUCAAGGGUGAGACCCAUGAGUUCAAUUCUUAGUUUCUCAGUUGAUUUAAGGAGAGGGAAGAUGGGGGAGGAUCGAAUUGUUGAUGCACAUAUGUUGAGGCUUCUGUACAAACGUUACUUGCAAUGGCGGUUUAUAAAUGCAAAGGCAAAUGCUUCCUUCAUGUUGCAUAGACUAAAUGCAGAGAAAAUUUUGUGGAAUGUAUGGGUGACCAUCGCAGAACUACGGCACUGUGUCAUUCUUGAAAGGAUCAAGUUACUGUUGCUGAGGCAAAAGUUAAAGCUAACUUCUAUCCUCAAGGGACAAAUUUUCACCAUAUUCUCUCAGCUUUCCGAUCAUAUUCUCAUGGUUUUUCUUCACAUCUUCACUGGGAUUUGCUGCUUUCCCAGCAAGUUGACAACCGGUUUUCUCUUUUCCUCCCUUUUGUGAAGCCAAGAUUUGAAGUGGUUCAACUCCAAGAGAACAUGAGAUUGAUCCACAAAUAGCCAACAUCAACAAUAGCAGCUUCAUCAUCAAACUGGACAACAUAUGCAAUUACAAUUAUAUUUAUGUACACAUGAGAGACAAAAAGAAGGAUGGAAUUUUCUAUUUUAUUAUUUAUUUAGGUACCAAAAUAUCCUUGCAUGUUUAUUUCA